Pyrus x bretschneideri (Chinese white pear) is the source of this 507-nucleotide messenger RNA. RefSeq lists its product as uncharacterized. NCBI's taxonomy places the organism in Eukaryota, Viridiplantae, Streptophyta, Magnoliopsida, Rosales, Rosaceae. The coding region runs from base 1 to 507 and encodes 168 amino acids. The record is from RefSeq and is a predicted model, not a curated record. The transcript has a single exon.
AUGUUAUACGACGUCGUCGCAUCUUCUUCCAUGCCGCCGAGGAAGCUCCGGAGACUCCCCCACGUGUUCGCCAGCGUCCUCGAGCUCCCCUUCCACUCAAACGCCGACGUUUCCGUCCAAGAAACCUCCGACUCAUUCAUUUUCUCAGUCGCCAUGCCCGUGCAUGUGACCACGCCCACCACCACCCGACAAGUUAUUGGCAACCGCGUUGCUGUCCGAGUCCACACGGUAGAGAUUUAUCCCGGGGUGACAAAGACUGUGAUAAGGAAAACGGAAGGUGGUGAUUUGUGGAGGUUGGACGGAGAAGUAGUGGACGAUCUUGAUCUCUGGAGGUAUCGGCUGCCGGCAUCGGCGAGACCGGAGUUGGCCAGGGCCACGUGUACUAGGGAAGAGCUGGUUGUGACAGUUCCAAAGGACCAUGUUCAUGAUCGUUAUGAUAGUAAUAAGCAAGGUGUAGAAGAAGAGGUUUUGGGUGAAGAAAAUGGGAGGCAAAUUAUUGUACAAUAA